CAAUGUCAGACCAGACGCUGCUUUGACACAUCUGACCGGAAAUGAUCUGUUCUUAAACUAUCGAGUCUCCUCCAGAGUUUGCGUGUGAAGGUGUGACUGAGAAGGUCCCUCGCCUCCUUUAGAACCCGGUCUCCCGCUGCGUGUUGUCGGCUCCUCCGUGUCUGUUUCCCGGACUCCCGCAGGAGACUCUCCCCGGACAAGAUGCGUCUCACGCUGCAGAUGCUGAUCUCCCACGGCCGGAUGGCCCGGAGGAUGGGCCUGGGGCCGGAGUCCCGCAUCGACAUGCUGAGGAACAUCCUCACAGGACUGGUCCGACACGAGAGGAUCGAGACCACCCGGGCCCGAGCCGACGAGGUCCGCUUCUACGCCGAGAAGCUGGUGGACUAUGCCAAAAAGGGAGACACCGAUGACAAGGCAAUGAAAAUGGCCAGUUUUUGGCUGACGGAGAAGGAUCUGGUCCCGAAGCUCUUCAAGGUCCUAGCCCCACGGUUUGAGACUCAGUCCAAAGGUUACACACGGAUGGCGCAAAUCCCCAACAGACAGAACAUGGACAGAGCUAAGAUGGCCGUCUUGGAGUUCAAGGGCAACCCCUUCCCUCCUCUCUACCCGGCGAAUAAGGAGAAUGAACUGACGCUCAUCAACCAGCUGCUCAAAGGCUACAGAGAGGAGAGGGCACAGGAGCUGGCUGCAAAAUCAUAACUCACAGCAGUUUGUGGCCUAAAGAGACUGAUGCAUUUCAUUCAGUGAAGGAACAGAUCAAAAGUUCCACCUGCAACUGAAGCAAAGGACAUUUCUGUACGGGAACAUUUCUGAUUGAUAAUGUAUUAUAAAAUAAAUGUCCUAUCAAGAGUAAAA
Molecule: messenger RNA, 855 nt
Organism: Limanda limanda (common dab)
Lineage: Eukaryota; Metazoa; Chordata; Actinopteri; Pleuronectiformes; Pleuronectidae
Gene: mrpl17
Product: mitochondrial ribosomal protein L17
Exons: 3
Coding region: 202-699 (165 amino acids)
Biological process (GO): translation
Cellular component (GO): mitochondrial large ribosomal subunit; ribosome
Molecular function (GO): structural constituent of ribosome
Source: RefSeq, a predicted model, not a curated record